This is a messenger RNA of Panicum virgatum (switchgrass), 2006 nucleotides long. Its product is annotated as E3 ubiquitin-protein ligase EL5-like. Lineage: Eukaryota; Viridiplantae; Streptophyta; Magnoliopsida; Poales; Poaceae. The transcript has a single exon. Bases 133 to 1299 code for a protein of 388 amino acids. The record is from RefSeq and is a predicted model, not a curated record.
CGGCAGCGCCGCCACCGGACAAAACCACACUUAUAAGCCACAGACAAGCCGCAACAGCACGACGCCGGCCUCCUUUCACCCGCCGCGCCAGCAGGAGGAGAGAGGGCUCCCGGGUGGGAGAAGCACGCGUUGAUGGCUACUGCCGUCGUCCCGCCGCCGCCGCCGCCCCCGGCGCUGCCGGAGCGGAGAGUGCCGGCGGUGCCGCGGCUGGCGGACGACGGUGGCGGCGGCGGAAGGGGGGACGCGCGGGGGAGUAGCGCGGGAGGGGGCGGGAGCGGUGGCGUGGCGGGCAUCUCGCCGAGCAUCCUCAUCAUCGCGGUCAUCGUGGUGGUGAUGCUGCUGGCGUCGCUGUGCAUCCACUACUUCAUCCGCCACCUGUGCCGCCACGUGGGGCCUGCGGGGUCCUCCUCCGCCUCGUCCCGCCAGGCGCCGCCGCUCCCGCUCGUGGUGCGCCCCGCGGCGGGGGCGUCCGUGGCGCCCGCCGACGGCCACGGAGGGGGCGGAGGGAAGGCGGCGGCGGCGGAGGCGGAGGCGGCGGAGCGGCUCAUCGCGCGCCUGCCGCUGUUCACGCUGUCCUCGUCGCUGGCGUCCGUGCCCAAGUCGUCGCGAGACUGCGCCGUGUGCCAGAGCGCGUUCCGCGACGACGACGAGCUCCGCCUCCUGCCCGCCUGCCGGCACGCCUUCCACUCCCGGUGCGUGGACCCGUGGCUGCGCGGCAACCCGUCCUGCCCGCUGUGCCGCGCCUCCAUCGCGCUACCCCACCCGCCGCUCACCGACCUCCUCCGAGUGGAGCUCGGAAGCGUGAGCAGCCGCCGCUCCAAUCCCGACGCCGCUGCCGCCGCCGUCCGCGCGUACCCGCUCCCCAGCGGCCUCCCCAACUCGGCGUCGUCGGAGUACCUCGUCGAGGAGGAGCUCCAGGUCGUGCUCAAGCCGAGCCCGCGCGCCGCCGCCGGGUCCAGCGACCCGCCGACCCAGCAGCAUCCUCAGCAGGAGCAGCUCGCCGCGGUGGAGCGCGGGCAGCCAUCGUCGUCGACCGUGGGCCUGACCCCGACGGCGUCGUUCAGGUCGACGGCGGAGCGGUGGAGCAGCAGGUGGAGCAACCGUUGGAGCAGCCGGUGGAGCAGCGGGCGCUGGAGCAGCCGGUACGACGCCGGGACCGUGACGGCGGCGGCCACGGCGGAGUGGUGGUGGGACAUGGACGGCGGCGCCGCCCCGGCGGCGCGGCGGCGGGAGGCGGAGGACGGCAACGGCAGCGCGUCGUUCUACGGGUUCGUGCGGUGGCUCACGGGCGCAUACUAGCGGACACGCUCGUACGCUGUAAGCAUUCAGUCCACGCGACGCGGUUGAAGCUAGCUUCGCCGCCCAUGCGGUGGCGGCCGCGGCCGGCGGCGCCGGCGCGGCGCUGUUCCCGAAAGGGCCCUCCUCCUCGUCUUCGUGAAACGAAUCGAAAUGUGACUCGGGGUGCCUGGCUCUUCUUUUCGGCAUGCGAGCGGGGGUUUUUAUUUUAUUUUUGUUUCUUUUUUUUUUUGGGGCGAGUGGGUGGAUUUCGAGGACGGAGAUGCCGUUUGCGGGUUUCAAAACUGCUUCCGAAUUGGAGAAUGUCGGCGGGAAGAAUGAGGAGGAAUGAAUUUGGGGACUUUGCAGGAGCCCAGCACAGCACAUUCACUCUCGACCCAUCGAAGGAAAAUUUAAAACUUUCCAGCUUGGAGAAUUCCAGGACUUUUGCCGCAUUUUGAUUAGAUUCUGUGGAUGUACGUAUGUAGUGUGGAUUGGCCUUUGACCUUUUUAUAUAGGUUUUUUUAGAUCUCAAAAUUCAUCGGAUUAUAUUUAGUUCUUCUAAUCUUCGGUUGAAAAUUACUACAAUAAAUUUCGUCCAAAUUUUUACAGUGAAUUUCGUCCAAAUUAGCAAGGUGGUGGAUUUAGCGAAGUGGGGCAGUCCUCUCAUCUCAUGAGAUGGGGAGGCUUUGUUAUGUGCACAUCUGCAAAGUUGAAGCAAAAUUUUGGCA